AUUUUUAUUUUUUUUUAAGCAGGAAGUAAUAGAAGUAGAAUCUGAAGCUGAAAGGGAGACCGAAAGGAAUCCUCAUCGUUUAUGCAACUCCGGACUACAUAUUUUGCUAAAUCGUGGAAGAGAAUAAAAAAAUCUGUGUUGUUUCUUGACUUCGACGCUAAAUCUAACUCGGAGAUAGGAUUUAUCAAAAUUCGGCAUCGUUGAUCGUCUUCAUUCUGCACACAAUCACUAUGAAUUGCGUCGAUUUUCGGCUCAAAGAACUGGACGUGGAGCACUUUGAGAUACGAGAGGUUCUGCGAUGCAUUUUGCAUACAGUUUUAUUCCACAGAGCAUUAGGCCUGGUGCGGCCAAAGGACAUUGACUUGGAGCUUUUUGACAUUACUUAUGUUCAAUGUGGUGAUGUUGAGGUUGAGAAGAAAAUAGAUGAGAAGAUUGAGCACUUCAUUGAAAGGGUGGAGAAGCACCCCAACAAGAAGAAUGAGAUCUGUUUAUCCUUCUAUGAAGUCAAGAACAAGCAGGCAACGUGGUUCUCAAACAAAGUUGAACGUCUCUACUGGGAACAGUGGUACAUAAAUUUGAAUGUUGCUCAGCACCCAAAAGCACAUUCUAGCAAAUCUCAUCACUCCAAAGCAGUAGUUGAUCCUGGAGAGAGUGCAUCUGAGGAGAGGAAUGCUCGGCGAGCAGCACUAGAAUUGUCUCUUCGUGAAGUUCUGUUUCAGAUAAUCAAAUUUGUAAAUGAAAAAAAGGACCAUGUUCCCUCGGUACCAAAUCUUGAGGGUGUCUCAUUUCCCUAUGAGAUCACUAUCUCAAGUUCAUCAGAUUCCGCAUUUGGGAUGGAAAUGUUCAAGAGGAUGCUCCAGACUGGGCACCCAAGCAUUCUCAGUUGAGAAGCUAUGCCCAUUAUCUCAUUGGUUCAUAAGGUAAAAUUGUUGCAGUUUGGGCUGAAGUUGGUGAGGUGGCUUUCUGUGGUUGAACAGUAGAGAGUAACAUUAGUCAAUAUUUAUUGUACAUACAGUAUGUAUUUAUCUACCAAUGGAGAUCUCUUUUUCAUGCUUCUCGUUUCUAUCUACCACUAUACUAUAUGAGGGUACCCCUUAAUAUUGAGGGAGCAUUUUUCACUUGAACCAUGGACUUAAUAGAUGCCUUUAGGGUUCAUCUAUGUACAAUACUACAUUUAAACUAUUACUUAGAAACUCAAUAUCGUUGGUUAAUA
Messenger RNA from Ipomoea triloba (trilobed morning glory), 1213 nucleotides. Its product is annotated as autophagy-related protein 101. Gene Ontology annotation, biological process: autophagosome assembly; autophagy. Gene Ontology annotation, cellular component: phagophore assembly site. The record is from RefSeq and is a predicted model, not a curated record. The coding region runs from base 231 to 887 and encodes 218 amino acids. NCBI's taxonomy places the organism in Eukaryota, Viridiplantae, Streptophyta, Magnoliopsida, Solanales, Convolvulaceae. The transcript has 7 exons.